CUGAAUGGAGGCUAGUUUUGAUUUAGUGGGGGACUUUUUAGCUUCUUAGAACUGCACUUUAGGUUUGCUUUGUGUGAGGAACAUGUGCUCUUGAUUCGGGGCACGUUGCGUAGAAUGUAUUUAGACAUCGCUAGCCCAUUUACAUGACUUAUUCGCUCCCUUGUGAAAGCGUUUCAUGUCGGCAUAACAACGAUGCCAGACAAUUUUUUAAUCAUUUCGUGAAAAUAGGACUCGUGAGCGUCUGUUCGUUCUCUGGGAUUUAUUCUGCUACGACUCAAAAAAAACCUAUCACAUCUUGUGAACUCAUUGUUCGGUUAUUUGUAAGCUAGUAAAAAUGCGUGUAAUAGCGUCCAGAGACCGAUCUGUUUCUAUUGCCGAUCGAGUUGAGCUGCGAUGCCUCCAAUACGAAAGAUUGAAGAAUCAGACAAACAAAAAAUGAGUUCUCCACCAUAUCUGAGCCGCUCAGCAAACUCUGCUUCACUUAAAUCAGAGAUUAACAAAGUGAAAGCUAACUUAAGCAAAAGCUGUUUUGGCGCAAUAAGGACUGCAAAAGGAGAGUCAGAUAAUGACCUGACAAGUCUUAACUGGCUAAGUAGGAAUGAUGUGCUUCGGGGGUUUGACGUUGGGGCAACCGUACCCCCUAUGUCUCCCCCCCAUGAUGCAGAAGGUGAUCUGUCCAAUGAACUUAUUGCUAAUGGUCUUAGUAAUGGCAGUGCUUGCCCUGAUGGCUUGUCAGGCAAACGAAAGAGUCCAUCCAAGCCACCGUACUCAUUCUCAUCACUGAUAUUUAUGGCAAUCGAGGAGUCCCCAAACAAAAGACUCCCUGUAAAAGACAUUUAUAACUGGAUCAUGGAUCAUUUCCCAUACUUCAGGGAUGCACGUCUGGGCUGGAAGAACUCUGUGCGACACAAUCUGUCCCUCAAUAAGUGCUUCAAGAAGGUUGAUAAGGAUAAGGGGCAGAAUGUUGGCAAAGGUUCUCUGUGGACAGUGGACCCAGACUUCCGCCCUAAUCUGCUGCAGGCUUUGCGAAAGACACCAUCGUACAAUAAUUUCCACCAUCUACUGUCCACACCUCCUCCAUCUCCGAAAAAUGGACACACAUUAAAAUCACCGAAUUGUGGUCAGUACGACUCAUCAGAUGUUGACCCCGAUGCUGAAGCUGAAGCCGUGGCAACCAUGUGCCUGAUAGCCACCCCACCUGCCCUCAGAGCUGCUGAAAUUGUGCGAUGCCAGUCUUGUCCGCCAUCCGCCACGGAGCAAGACUCCCUGGUGAAGAGGGCCAAGGAAUACUUCUACAAACAUCGAGGCUCCUUCUCCGGGUCACCUACCAUGGUCAAGGAUUUUGCAAUCAAAAGGAGAAAGAUUUACGGUCUGUCGGCGUCCAUGGGUAGAAUAGAGAGCCCCAAGUUCAAGAACCGUAAAAGCAUCUCCCCUGACUCGUCCCUUGACGGUGAAUUCGAGUUUGAUCACGAGUCUGCCUCGGAAGAAGACGACGACGAAGACAGUGAAGUGGACGAGGCGAUGCAGAACGUUAUCAAGCGAGAUGAGCUGUACGAUAGCGGCUACGGACAAGACUUCGGACGCGACCCGGACACGGAAGAAACCAAGCCGAAGAAAAUCAAGUCUGAGAAGCUGAAUGAUUACGCUGGGGCGGAUGCGCUGCUAAGCUUGGCGAACACAGCUUGUAGCCUGAUAGGGUCAAGAGACAGCUCGCGGACAUCCAGUCCGGCACACACGCCCUCUCCUCGCCCUGUCCUAGCCAGCAGCUAGUACACGUGGGAUAACGCCCAUCAAACCAGUAGGGCACGCCAACGAGUUACGUCACAACUACCGAGUCUGAAUUCCAAGCCAAAUGAAUAAAAGUAAAGAACUGUAUUUAUUAUUAUCUGCCCGGGUCGCUAGACCAUCUAGCUAUUCUGGACCUCGGCAACAAUCUGGUCAGCUGAAUUAACCCCAUAUAAAGGACAAAUGUCGGUCAAUCAGGUAGAAAUGUUUUUUUUAUAUAUAAUUCCAUUUAUUGUGGCUAAGUUCUUGAUUUAAGUCGAAAAUUUGUUGACAUCAAAUGAAAAUGUUAAUGUUUCGUGCAUAAUGGUAUAAAUGCUAUUUUCAUUUUUUUUUCCCUGUGGGCAAUUUCGUGAUAAAAGUCGAUAAUUCUUGACGGGCAUUAAAUGAAAAUGUGCAGAAAGUAUUUCAAUCGUUUAGUAAAGCAAAGGAUAUAUUUAAGGUUUAGCUAAAUUUUAAAUAAAUUUAUAGGUAAAGUCAGAAUGGUGACACACAUCAACAUGGCUUGUUAAAGUACCCAAUUUUUGCCACCACAAGUAGACAAUGGGUCUUAUGUAGAGGGAAAAUGAUAUUGAAGCCUGGUCAUUUUCAGUAUUGUCUUUGUUCUGAACAUAUUGUCAAUUUGACAAGAGAUGAUGAUAGGUAUGCGCCUAAACUGAAAACAAACUAAAUUUUAUAGAAAACAUGAAUUUUUAUACUUUGUUUGAGCAGUAAAAUGAAAUUUCGUGCCAGUACAAAAAAAAUCUUCUGUAAAUAACCUCUUUUCCUAUUUAAUCUGAUUUUGGUUAAUCAUAUACUACGCAAAUGUGACGGCAAGAUGUAAACAUUCUGUUUCAAAGGCCAUAACAUGUUACUGGUGGGGUCCUGGGCGAAAUUGGAUUCUUUUCAACUCGUCUAUAGCAAUUUUGUGCAAGGAAGUUGAAACUAGCAGCAAAAUGGCUUAACUUGUCUCGCUUUUGAGACAAGGUGAGCAUGAUUGUAGCUCGUUUUAUCUCGCUCAUUACAAUGGGACCAUGUCCGCGCCAAGUAUUUCCUAAAAAACUUGGCGUGCAACUAAACAUUGAUGUUAAAGUUAUUUUUACAUUCUAUUUUGGCAAAUGUCAAGAUCCUUCAUAGGUAACUGGUAGCUAAGGGUCAUUCGAGUAUAAAUCCAUACGUAAAAAAAAAGGAAAAAAUAUAUAACAGCUCGUGCGUCAACACUGUGCGAGAAUUUUGUACGAUAGAGGGCCAACAAGUUAAACGAAUAAAAAUAUAUAUUGAUUCAGGUAUAGAUUAACUAUUUACCAUUGUAUAAUCAAUCGUAGAAAAUGAAAUCAUUGUAUUAAAUGGCCAGGAAUAUAA
Molecule: messenger RNA, 3123 nt
Organism: Nematostella vectensis (starlet sea anemone)
Lineage: Eukaryota; Metazoa; Cnidaria; Anthozoa; Actiniaria; Edwardsiidae
Product: forkhead box protein N2
Exons: 6
Coding region: 394-1770 (458 amino acids)
Biological process (GO): regulation of DNA-templated transcription
Cellular component (GO): nucleus
Molecular function (GO): cis-regulatory region sequence-specific DNA binding; DNA-binding transcription factor activity
Source: RefSeq, a predicted model, not a curated record